AUAGAUAUGGAGAGAAAGAAAGGAAAUUACAGAAGAUAUAGUAAUAUCUGUAGAAUCAAUGGGUUCUCUCCCACACGUAGUAGAGGACUGUUUGGGGUUUCUGCAACUCUUUAGCGACGGUUCUAUUUUCCGUUCAAACGAUAUAGAGUUCAAAAUAUCAGCAGUUCAAGAUCAUUCCGUAACCUUCAAGGACUAUCUCUUCCACAAGAGAUUCAACCUUUCUCUUCGCUUCUACAAACCCCAACACGUGACGCUCAACACCAAGAAGCUUCCUAUUGUCAUUUUCCUUCACGGUGGAGGCUUCUGCUUCGGUUCGCGCACCUGGCCCCAUAUUCACAACUGUUGCACGCGCCUCGCCGCUGGGCUCCAGGCGGUCGUCCUCUCGCCGGACUACCGCCUCGCGCCGGAACACCGCCUUCCGACGGCUGUGGACGACGCGGUGGAGGCGGUGAGGUGGCUCCAGAGGCAGGGACUGAGACUGAAGGAAGAUGAAAACGGUGGGGACGCCUGGCUGAGUGCUGACGUUGACUUUGACCGCGUGUUUGUCGUCGGUGACUCCUCUGGCGGGAACAUUGCCCACCACCUCGCGGUUCGGUUGGGGUCCGGUUCGAGUGAGAUGGACCCGGUUCGGGUACGAGGUUACGUGUUGUUUGCGCCGUUUUUUGGCGGGGAGGUUCGAACCAAGUCCGAGGAAGGUCCACCAGAGCUCAUGCUUAACCUCGAGUUAUUGGACAGAUUUUGGAGGUUGUCGAUGCCUUUGGGAGAAUCGAGAGACCACCCAUUGGCGAAUCCGUUUGGAGCUGGAAGCCCUAAUCUUGAAAAAGUGAAGCUUGAUCCUAUUUUGGUGAUAGUUGGUGGCAAUGAAUUGCUUAAGGAUAGAGCAGAAGACUAUGCUCGAAGGUUAAAAGAACAAGGCAAAGACAUUGAAUACCUUGAGUUUGAGGGGUGCGAGCAUGGGUUUUUCACUCAUGAUUCAUACUCACAGCUUGGAGAAGAGGUCAUCCAAAUCCUUAAACAAUUCAUGCUUCGGACUUCUGCUUGAGUAGAAUCCAUCAAUGGCUUCAAAGCUAAUUACGUAAUUAGGUUAAUUAGUCUAUAUUGCUUUUAGCCCAGUGAAGUAAUAGUUAUGGUAAUGAAUUGUAUCCGUCAAUUUUAUGGUGUGUACGUGUAGUUUCUCAAUGGAGAUUGUAGUCAAUUAAGUACCUUUCUUAGCUGUUAGUGCUAUUACUUUUGA
Messenger RNA from Vigna umbellata (rice bean), 1234 nucleotides. RefSeq names its product alpha/beta-Hydrolases superfamily protein. The record is from RefSeq and is a predicted model, not a curated record. Lineage: Eukaryota; Viridiplantae; Streptophyta; Magnoliopsida; Fabales; Fabaceae. Gene Ontology annotation, molecular function: hydrolase activity.